GUGUCUCUGUCUCUCGUCUGACGGGUUUUAAUUGUUUCACAGCAGCAGAACAAGAAGAACAAGAAGAACUUGAUGCUUAAUUAACGUUUAGUUUCUGCUCCACAAUGAAAACUCUUCUCUCGUCUUUGUGUUUCAGAUUUAGAUAAAAAAAAGUCCCGUUGUUGUUUUUUUCUUCUUCUACGGUUUAAAGGAGCUCGAGUGUCACCAUGAGCCGAGCCGGGACCUCAUCCCUGAUCUCCACCUAUCAGCUGCUCUCCUUGUUGACCAUCAUCUUAACUGAGCUUCCGUAUUCUGCAGCCGGAGGCUCUUCUCUGGCAUCCAACAACACGCUCAGCAACAGCACCAAAUGUGGAGGCGCCACCGGCUGCGUUGAAGGCGUUAUCCUGCCAGUAUGGAAGCCAGAAAACCCCGCCUUCACCGACCGCCUCGCCAGAGCCACCAUUUACUUUGUGGGGUUGUUUUACAUGUUCUUGGGUGUCUCCAUCAUCGCUGACCGCUUCAUGGCAUCCAUUGAGGUCAUCACCUCCCAGGAGAGACAGAUCACCAUCAAGAAACCAAACGGUGAGAAGAUCACCACAACGGUGCGCAUCUGGAACGAAACGGUGUCCAACCUGACCCUGAUGGCGCUGGGCUCCUCCGCCCCAGAGAUCCUCCUGUCCGUCGUGGAGGUUUGCGGUCACAACUUUAACGCCGGCCAGCUGGGCCCUAACACCAUCGUAGGAAGUGCCGCCUUCAACAUGUUUGUCAUCAUUGGCCUCUGUGUAUCUGUGAUCCCUGAAGGAGAAACCAGGAAGGUGAAGCACCUCAGGGUGUUCUUCAUCACUGCCACCUGGAGCGUCUUUGCAUACAUCUGGCUUUACCUGAUCCUGGCCGUCUUUUCUCCGGGAGUUGUUGAGAUAUGGGAGGGGCUGCUCACGCUCUUCUUCUUCCCCCUGUGUGUUGGACUCGCCUACGUGGCUGACCGCCGACUUCUUUUCUACAAAUACAUGUACAAACGAUACAGAGCAGGGAAGCAGAAAGGGAUGAUCAUCGAAACAGAGGGAGAACCAGAGCUUCCCUCGAAGGUCGACAUCGAAAUGGAAGGGAGAAUGCUCAACUCCCACGGAGAGGAGUUUGAUUUUAAGGAGCUGGACGAGGAUGAGUCCCGCAGAGAGGUGGCCAGGAUCCUGAAGGAGCUGAAACAGAAACAUCCUGAGAAGGAGAUGGAGCAGUUGAUGGAGCUCGCCAAUUACCAAGUUUUAUCCCAGCAACAGAAGAGUCGGGCUUUCUACCGCUGUCAGGCGACCAGGAUCAUGACGGGAGCAGGCAACAUCCUGAAGAAGCACGCCGCUGACCAAGCAAAGAGGGCCAACCAGCACGACAUCUGCUCCGAGGUUUCACUCAACGACUUUUCCUCCAAGGUGUUCUUUGACCCUGGUACCUACCAGUGUCUGGAGAACUGUGGCAGUGUAGCGCUGAAUGUUGUGCGCCGUGGCGGAGACCUAACGAGCACCGUCUCAGUGGAUUACCGGACUGAAGAUGGAACUGCAAAUGCCGGCUCAGAUUACCGGUUCACUGAAGGAACUAUCGUAUUCAAACCAGGCGAGACCGAAAAGGAAAUCCGCAUUGACAUAAUUGAUGACGACAUCUUUGAGGAGGAUGAGCAUUUCCUGGUUCACCUUAGCAAUGUGAAGGUCAUAUCAGAGGGCGCAGGCUCAGACGAGUGCAAGGCAAACCACGUGGACGCCCUGGCAAGUUUAGGUCUGCCGUGCACGGCCACCGUCACCAUCUUCGAUGACGACCACGCCGGGAUCUUUACGUUUGAGGAGCCGGCGGUGACCGUGAGCGAGAGCAUCGGGGUGAUGGAGGUGAAGGUGAUCCGGACCUCGGGAGCUCGCGGUGUUGUGGUGGUGCCGUACAAAACCAUGGAGGGGACGGCUAAAGGAGGAGGCGAGGACUUUGAAGACACACAUGGAGUCCUGGAGUUUGAGAACGACGAGAUCUUCAAAACUAUUCAGAUCAAUAUAAUUGAUGAUGAAGAAUAUGAGAAAAACAAGAACUUCUUCCUAGAGAUGGGAGAGCCUCGGCUGCUGGAGAUGAGUGAGAGGAAAGCCAUGUUGCUUCAGGAAGUCGGUGGAUUCGUGAAAACAGACCAACAGCGUUAUGGUGGAGACGUCUACAGGAAGGUCCAGGGACGAGACCACCCCGCCCCCUCCGCCAUCAUCAACAUCACAGAGGAGGGAGGUGAGGAGGUUCUGACCAAGAAGGAGGAGGAGGAGAGGCGGAUCGCGGAGAUGGGCCGACCGAUGCUGGGCGAGCACAUCAAACUGGAGGUCGUCAUCGAGGAGUCGUACGAGUUCAAGAGCACCGUGGAUAAACUCCUGAAGAAGACCAACCUGGCGCUGGUGAUCGGGACCAACAGCUGGAGAGAGCAGUUUGUGGACGCCAUCACGGUCAGCUCUGGUGAUGACGACGAUGAAUGUGGCGAGGAGAAGCUGCCCUCCUGUUUCGACUACGUCAUGCACUUCCUCACCGUCUUCUGGAAGCUUCUGUUCGCCUUAGUCCCCCCCACCGACUACCUGAACGGCUGGGCGUGCUUCGUCGUCUCCAUCUCCGUCAUCGGCAUGCUGACGGCGGUCAUCGGCGACCUGGCGUCGCAUUUCGGCUGCACCGUCGGCCUCAAAGACUCCGUCACCGCGGUGGUGUUCGUAGCUCUGGGCACAUCUGUACCAGACACCUUCGCCAGUAAGGUGUCCGCCAUCCAGGACCAAUACGCCGACGCCUCCAUCGGCAACGUGACAGGAAGUAACGCCGUCAACGUCUUCCUGGGUAUCGGCGUGGCCUGGUCCAUCGCCGCCAUCUACCACUACUCUAAGGGUCAGGAGUUCAGAGUCGACCCGGGCACGCUCGCCUUCUCCGUCACACUCUUCACCAUCUUCGCCUUCAUCACCAUCUUCGUCCUCAUAUACCGGCGCCGGCCCGAGAUCGGCGGGGAGCUCGGCGGACCCAGAGUCCCCAAGAUCCUCACCAGCUGCCUGUUCUUCAGCCUGUGGUUGAUGUACAUCGUCUUCUCCUCGUUGGAGGCCUACUGCCACGUAAAAGGCUUCUAAAAGUUCUGAUGGUUCUGACAGAUGAACCCUCCUGAUGGAUUUCUAAAGGUUCCUGCACCGGUUCCUAUAAUUUCUGUUAUUUGUCUAAAGGUUGUAACAGGUUCCUGACAGCUGAUGCAUUCCUAAAGGUUCUAGAGGACAUGCAGCGGUUCUGACGGGUUCCUGGGGAUGAACUCAUCGUAGUUCUAAUAGUUAUUUUGAGCUUUCUAAAUGCAGAUAAAUAAAUAUUCUGCUGGACUCUG
Molecule: messenger RNA, 3331 nt
Organism: Sebastes umbrosus (honeycomb rockfish)
Lineage: Eukaryota; Metazoa; Chordata; Actinopteri; Perciformes; Sebastidae
Product: sodium/calcium exchanger 1-like
Exons: 11
Coding region: 207-3089 (960 amino acids)
Biological process (GO): cell communication; sodium ion transmembrane transport; calcium ion import across plasma membrane
Cellular component (GO): postsynapse; axon; sarcolemma
Molecular function (GO): calcium:sodium antiporter activity
Source: RefSeq, a predicted model, not a curated record